CACCCAUCUCAUGGCUGCUCCCAGCUCUGUGUGUAGGGUGAACUUUGCUUUGCAGACAGGCAGCCUGUUCUCCCCUCCCUGAUGUGAUGAUGAUGAUGAGGAUGAUGCAGAGGAGGGAAUCCAGCCUGCAUCACUCCCUGGGAGCACCUGGGCAACCAGGCGGAGUUUGAUUGUGUGCAGGAAAAACAUCGCUCCUUGUCUGGGGAAUAGCGAACGAUAUGUGCAGGAGAGGAGACAAUGACAGAGGAAGCAGAGCUGCCUGCCAGCAUGUGAACUGCCGGGGAUCGCAGCCGGGAGCUGUCCAUUCAGCACCAUCAUCCAGCGCUGCUUACAGAUCAUCAUCUACUGAACUUCAGGAGGACCUCAUUACAGCCCAGGAAUCUGCAACCUCCCCCUCUCCCCCCCACAUCCAUUCAUUCAACAAGCUGUGAUGGGGAUCCCCAAAGCCUGCCAUGGAAGGAGCAGAGGAUGCCCCUGGAAGUUGGAUCAUUGCACUUCCCUCUAUAAAAGGUCUGCCUUGUAGAGGCUUCUAAGCUCAAUAUGACAGGCACAAUAUUGAGGGAUUUGUCUGAAACCGAUUUUGAAGAUACAGAGAUUAGUAUAAAUGUCGGAGGGUUCAAGAAAAGGUUAAGAUACGACACGCUGCUGAAAUUCCCAGAGACUAGACUGUGCAGGUUGCUGGCCUGUCAGUCGAAGGAAUCCAUCCUGGAACUGUGUGACGAUUAUGAUGACACCAAGAAUGAGUUCUACUUCGACAGGAACCCAGAGCUGUUUCCUUAUGUGCUGCAUUUCUACGACACCGGUAAACUCCACGUCAUGGGGGAGCUGUGUGUUUUCUCCUUUUGCCAAGAGAUUGAAUACUGGGGCAUCAAUGAAUUUUUUAUAGACUCUUGUUGUAGUUACAGCUACCAUGGGAGGAAAGUGGAACCGGAUCAGGAUCAGUGGGAGGAGAAAAGUGAACAGGAAAGCACCACUUCUUCCUUUGAUGAGAUCCUGGCCUUUUAUCACGAUGCUUCCAAGUUUGAUAAACAGCUGCUUGGCAACCUCAGAAGAAGACUUUGGCUAGCCCUUGAUAACCCAGGCUAUUCCAUCCUGAGCAGGAUCUUCAGCAUCCUCUCCAUCAUAAUAGUGCUUGGAUCUAUUGUAACAAUGUGCCUAAAUAGCUUGCCGGACUUCCAGAUAGUAAAUGCGAAUGGAAUCGCAGACGAGGACCCUCGCUUUGAGAUAGUGGAACAUUUUGGAAUAGCUUGGUUCACCUUAGAGUUGGUGGUCCGUUUUGCUGUAUCUCCAGAUGCAAUGGUGUUCUUCAAGCACCCCCUGAACAUCAUAGACCUGAUCUCCAUAGCUCCUUUUUACAUUACAUUGGUUGUCAACUUGGUGGUGGAGAGCAGCCCAGCUCUGGCUAACUUGGGGAGGGUGGCUCAGGUGCUCAGACUUAUGAGGAUUUUCCGGAUUCUGAAACUUGCCAGACAUUCCACGGGUUUAAGGUCUUUGGGGGCAACGUUAAAAUACAGCUAUAAAGAAGUGGGGUUGCUGCUUCUUUAUCUUUCUGUAGGAAUUUCUAUAUUCUCUGUUGUUGCUUAUACCAUCGAAAAGGAGGAAAACGAUGGAUUGGCCACAAUCCCGGCUUGCUGGUGGUGGGCCACUGUUAGCAUGACGACGGUAGGAUAUGGGGAUGUGGUCCCAGGUACCAUAGCUGGCAAACUGACUGCUUCUGCUUGUAUUCUGGCUGGCAUAUUGGUGGUUGUGCUUCCCAUCACUCUGAUAUUCAAUAAGUUCUCUCAUUUCUACCGGCGACAGAAACAAUUAGAAAAUGCCAUGAGAAGCUGUGAUUUUGGGGAUGGGAUGAAGGACGUGGCUUCUGUCAAUCUGAGGGACUACUACGCCCAGAAGGUCAAAUCUCUAAUGGUUAGCAUGACAAACAUCAGUAAGAGCACGCCAAGUGAGCAGAGUCUCGAUUCAAUUAAUUAGAUUGCAGUAAAGGACCACUAAACACACACUAAAACUUGUUUUAUGUAAAUCAUUUUUAAUGAUAUUCCUGAAAAAUUUCAAAAUGUUAUAAGAGCAUCAAUUUUCAAAGCUAAACCCCCAGCACUUUCAUAAAAUUAUCAAAAUGCCAGCCCCCAGCUGAGAUAAUAGUUAAUAAAUUUCUUACCUUAAAGCAGUAUUAAACCCAAAACCAGAAAUAUAAUACAAGUAUAUUCCAGCUUAUUAAAGGUGUUCUAAGCUUUUUUAUUUUUAAAACAAACAUGUUAUACUUACCUCCACUGUGCAGUUAGUUUUGCACUGA
This is a messenger RNA of Rana temporaria (common frog), 2290 nucleotides long. It is a transcript of the gene KCNS2, whose product is annotated as potassium voltage-gated channel modifier subfamily S member 2. Gene Ontology annotation, biological process: regulation of delayed rectifier potassium channel activity; potassium ion transmembrane transport; protein homooligomerization. Gene Ontology annotation, molecular function: voltage-gated potassium channel activity; protein binding. Bases 541 to 1971 code for a protein of 476 amino acids. The record is from RefSeq and is a predicted model, not a curated record. Gene Ontology annotation, cellular component: membrane; voltage-gated potassium channel complex. NCBI's taxonomy places the organism in Eukaryota, Metazoa, Chordata, Amphibia, Anura, Ranidae. The transcript is spliced from 2 exons.